AUUAAAACUCGUAUCCACCUUCCAAAGGAACUCUAUUUCGUGGAUUGACCUAUUUUUUUGUUAAAAAAAUUACAAAAAUGAAAUUUCGAAACAAAAAAGCUAAAAUAACUUAUCAAAUUGUGGAUUCAAUAUACAAUAACUGAAGUACCCCACCCCCCCCCCCCCCCCCCCCCCCCCGCAAAAAAAAAGAAAAGAAAAAAUAUACUGAUAAUUAGCUGGAAGACAUUUUUUGAGCGUCACCUGUACAAAGUGAAGUUCACAUGAGACAUGCCAAAAUCAAGCAGGAAAAAUAGUGAAAUACGUAUUUGAGAUCCUUAACUUCACAUUUCAUUUAGUCUUACACUCUCCACAAAUAUGUGCGAUAAAUGGCAAGAAGUGGUAAAAAGAAAAGAACAUUGGUGCUGUCUUUAAAUUCCUCCAAAGAAAAAAAGAAAACGAAGGUGGCAUUGGAUUGGAGGGUCCAUGGGAGGCUAAGUUGCAUGAAAUCUCUGCCUGUGGGCCCUCGUUUUAUUGACACACACUCCCUCUCCCACAAAGACACACACCUAGCUUAUAUAUAUAUAGUGAGAGGGGAGCAGUGAGAGCUCCAAAAACCAGAAAGCAAAAUCAGUAAUAAAGACGCAUCAUUAAUCCAUGUCUACUCCCAUAGAAAAUGGGUGGAAGCUGCUCAUCACCAUCAUCAUCUUGGUUUGACUAGAAUGAGAGGAAGAAGAUGUCCUCUAAUCAGCCUGAAUUCAUGGUGGACGCCCUCUACUGCCACGAGCAAGUAGAUAAUUACUAUAAUACCCCCUCUGGCUCUCCAUCUCUCCAACAACAUGAUGAUGACCAAGAGCUCACCUCUCUACUGCACAAAGAGCAGGAAUGGCAACUGCACCUUCAAGGCGCCGACCACCCUUCCACACUGGAGGCCGUUCACUGGAUGCUCAAGGUUGUCCACUACUACUCCUUCUCCGCUCUCACUGCGCUUCUUGCCGUUAACUAUCUCCAUAGAUUUCUCCAUACCUUCAAAUCUGAUGGGGAGAAGCCAUGGAUGACCCAAUUAGCUGCUGUUGCUUGCAUUUCCUUGGCUGCCAAAGUCGAGGAGACCCACGUUCCCCUGCUCUUGGACCUCCAAGUGGAGGACUCCAAUUAUGUUUUCGAGUCCAAAACGAUUCAGAGAAUGGAGAUUUUAGUCCUUUCCACUCUGGAAUGGAAGAUGAAUCCUGUGACCCCACUUUCGUUUCUAGAUUGCAUCGCCAAAAAGCUAGGAUUCUUCACCCACAUCUCUAGUGAGUUUCUUAGGAGAUGCCACUGCCUUCUUCUCUCUCUACUUUCUGACUGUAGAUUCAUGAGGUAUCCGGCGUCUGCAUUGGCCACCGCCACAAUGCUGUAUGUGAUCAGCGGCGUCGAGCCAACCAUCGGCGUCCAACAUCGCGAUCAACUCAUCGGAAUUCUCGGAAUCAGCAAGGAUAAGGUGGAGAGUUGCUGUAGGCUGAUAGAAGAAGUGAGCACCGGCACCGGCGCCGGCUUGUUCUACUCGUGUAACAAGAGGAAGCUCCCCGGCAGCCCCAAAGGGGUGGUGGACGUCUGCUUCAGCUCCGACGAUUCCUCCGCCGCCUCGUCGCCGGAGCACUUCGCCAAGAAAUUCAAGUCCAAAUAAUUAAUGCAAUUUUCCACUCUUGGUCUCGCUUUCUUUUUUAUUUAUUUAUUUAUCUUUCGUCCUAGACUAUAUUAUAUUCAUAUAUAGGCGAAUUUUAGAUAUAUAUGUUGAAUAACAUUUUGUACGGAAUCUGGCUACCAUGUUUGUAUUUCAAUCCAAUUGCCCACCUUCCUUCUACGACA
Messenger RNA from Salvia miltiorrhiza (redroot sage), 1821 nucleotides. RefSeq names its product cyclin-D3-1-like. Gene Ontology annotation, molecular function: cyclin-dependent protein serine/threonine kinase regulator activity. The record is from RefSeq and is a predicted model, not a curated record. NCBI's taxonomy places the organism in Eukaryota, Viridiplantae, Streptophyta, Magnoliopsida, Lamiales, Lamiaceae. Gene Ontology annotation, cellular component: nucleus; cyclin-dependent protein kinase holoenzyme complex; cytoplasm. The transcript has 4 exons. Gene Ontology annotation, biological process: regulation of cyclin-dependent protein serine/threonine kinase activity; mitotic cell cycle phase transition. Bases 713 to 1639 code for a protein of 308 amino acids.